Messenger RNA from Sus scrofa (pig), 2248 nucleotides. NCBI's taxonomy places the organism in Eukaryota, Metazoa, Chordata, Mammalia, Artiodactyla, Suidae. The record is from RefSeq and is a predicted model, not a curated record.
UGUGUGUGUGUGUGUGUGUAUUCCACUGUGUAUAUCUCACAUCUUCUUUAUUUAUUCCUCAGUGGACAUUUAGCUUGCUUCCAUAUCUUCACUGUUGUAAAUGAUUCUUCUAUGAGCAGGGCGGGAGUGGGGUGCGUGUAUUUUUUUGAAUACAUACCCAGAAGUCGAAUUGCUGGAUCAAAGGGUGUUUCUGUUUUUAAUUUUUUGAGGCGCCUCCGACCCAUUUUCCACAGUGGCUGCCUGGGGUGACCUCUGAUAGGCCAUGCUUUCUCAGGGCAGACCCUGAGCCAGGUGACGGGGGUCUCAGGAGCUCCCUGUGGUCAGCCGGCUCGUGGGUGCCUGUGGCCCUCCCCGGAGGUCACCGGGCCCUUCCCUUCGCUGCCCGGGGCCUCACUCACUCAGGUCAGACUCCACUCCUGUCCUAGAGGGACGGUUCUCCCAGCAGAGCAGGCUUCUCUGUGUCUUUCGAGACUUGCCUGGGCCCAGGUCUUCUGGGACCAUUUUCCUGCCACUCCCAGGCUAGUCAGUCCUUAAAUGGAAGGAUGAAGUGGGAGGCUGGGCCGACAGACAGGCACGAGUUCAAACCUACCGCUCACUAGCGGGGUGACUGGUCUAGAGGCUCUUUUCCAUUUGCAGGAUGGGGGUGGUAGCGCAAGUCACACAGGACCUGGUUUUCCUUCAGUGCCAGCCAGCGUGCUAGGUUCCGUGCGCUGCAGUCUCGCAGGCCCCAUGGACGUCCUGGCCAUGCAGCCCGUGAAGCAGGAGUGCCAGGUCACCGAGGGCCUGACCCUGGACUCGCCGUGGCACCGCUUCCGCCAUUUCCACUUGGGUGACGCUCCGGGCCCCCGCGAGGCGCUGGGCCUGCUGCGCGCCCUGUGCCGGGACUGGCUGCGGCCCGAGGUCCACACCAAGGAGCAGAUGCUGGAGCUGCUGGUGCUGGAGCAGUUCCUGAGCGCCCUGCCUGCCGACCUCCAGGCCUGGGUGUGCAGCCGGCAGCCCCAGAGUGGGGAGGAGGCCGUGGCGCUGCUGGAGGAGCUCUGGGGACCAGCGGUGAAGGCCCCUCGGGAUGUGACGGAAGACCCCGGGGUCAGCGUGGGAAAGGAAGAUGGGGUGACACCAUUAGGAGACGCGGCCCCCGGGGCUGAGGAACCGGCGACGGGGGACGCCCGGGCCGCGCGGCCCUACAAGCAGGAGCCGGGCAGCCCCCCGCUGGCCCCGCCGGCCCCGCCAGCGCCGGGCCUGCCUGCCUUCCUGGCGGCGCCGGGCUCCGCGUCCUGCCCCGAGUGCGGCAAGGCCUCGCUGAAGCCGGCGCACCUGCUGCGUCACCGGCAGAGCCACACGGGGGAGAAGCCGCACGCCUGCCCCGAGUGCGGCAAGGCCUUCCGGCGCAAGGAGCACCUGCGACGCCACCGCGGCACGCACCCCGGCAGCCCGGGGCCGGCCCUGCGGCCGCUGCCGGCCCGCGAGAAGCCGCACGCCUGCUGCGAGUGCGGCAAGACCUUCUACUGGCGCGAACACCUGGUGCGCCACCGCAAGACGCACUCGGGCGCACGGCCGUUCGCCUGCUGGGAGUGCGGCAAGGGCUUCGGGCGCCGCGAGCACGUGCUGCGCCACCAGCGCAUCCACGGGCGCGCGGCCGCGGGCGGCGCGGGCGGGGCCGCGGCACCGGGCCCCGAGGGCGGGGGCCCGUUCCCGCCGUGGCCGCUGGGGUAGCCUCCGCCUCGCCAUCCAGCCCUUCCUGUCUCCACGACGCCUCCCUAGUCCAGACCUCCAGGCGCGCUAGCGCGCUCUGUUCCUCCCGCAUCUCACGUGACGGUCCACUUUUUUCCUGUUCGGACCUCCCCCGUGUUCGCAGCCUUUCCCACCCUGUAGAAGGAGCCGCCGCAGCCCUCCCUCUCCCAUCCCUCUCCACCCACUCCCUCCCCGGGCUGGGGAGCCAGCAAGACGCAGCCUGGAGCUGGGAAUUGGAGUGCAGGGCAGAAGCAGCAGGCAGGGGCCCCCUGCUGAAGGCAAGGGACUGGGUCAUGUCCCCAGGAGGGCCCCCCCCCAGGACACACUGGGGGACAGGGAAGGGGUGACGGCUCUUACAGGACAGAUCCGAGUUCUGGCAGUGGGUUCCCCGGUCUGGCUCCUCUCUGCAACCCAGGAAGGUGCAAGAUGAACAGAGAUGCCUGCUCCAGGGAAGUGGUCAGAAACGACUGUUCACCAGCAACUGGAAAGUAAUAAAGUCACUGAUAAGUUGUGCAGA